AACAUUAAAGAACAGCCCUUAAUGGAAUAAAUAAAUUAGUUUGUUAGGGAUAGUCCGUCGUUGUGCCUGGGCUGUGAGGAUUCUCAACGUAAACUUUCAGGAUCCGACCCGAUCCCCCGGCGCCGACCGCCCCGUCCGCCUGCCAGCCUGACAACUCUCAUAGUAACUGUCAUUGCUAAGCAACCCGCCGAUGUUUCCGCUCCCUCCCCCCUUUAAUGUCUCCUCCCCAGCGAAUCAAUCAACCGUUAGGGUUACAUCUGCAGGGGUAGAGAGAGAGAGAGAGAGAGAGAGAGAGAGAGAGCGGGGAGAUCUCUGCUUUUCUCAUCCUCCCUGCCCCCAAUGUCCACCCUGAUCCAGGAACAAAGGGAUGCAGCCGUCGACGAAGCGUUUGCCCGGCGGGGCUGCUGCUUCUGGGGGAGCCCGCCCCGAGAAUACGACGACGAUGACCGGCCGUGCUCGGUGACAGACUGGUGGGAGCGGGUCGGGGCGCCCGGAGGGGAUGAGAAGCCGUGGUGGGUCCGGGUUUGGAACAGGAUGAGGGAGUGGUCGGAGUUGGCGGCCGGGCCGCGGUGGAAGACGUUCAUCCGCCGGUUCAGCAGGAACCGCCCCGGGAAGGGCGGGAAGUUCCAGUACGACCCCCUGAGCUACGCACGGAACUUUGACGAGGGGAAGGCCGGGCAGGAAGGUCAUUUCGACGAGGACGCCCUGUGGCGCGACUUCUCGUCGAGGUACGCCUCGAUACCGGCUUCGUGCAAGUCGUCCAUGGACCUCGGGAAGUCUGGUGGUCCCAUCUUCGAUUGAUUCUCAUGUAAAAAGUUUUUCUUGAACUUGAUUAAUAACUAAUCACCGAGGAGAGAAUUGUUUUGUUC
Messenger RNA from Punica granatum (pomegranate), 869 nucleotides. The record is from RefSeq and is a predicted model, not a curated record. NCBI's taxonomy places the organism in Eukaryota, Viridiplantae, Streptophyta, Magnoliopsida, Myrtales, Lythraceae.